UCCACGAAAGCAUUAACCACUCCGGGCUGGGCUGCUUCCUGAGGAUAACUCCGUUCCGACCUACGUUUGUGCCGGCCCAGACUAACUUGAAGGAGGGCUUUUAGUUUGUAGAAAUCUUUAUUAUUCAUUUAUUCUUACACCGACACGAGGAAUCAUCGAUCACAAUAAAGAUGGCGACAGCCGCUUUACCAUGGUGGAGUGUUUGGUGGAAUAUGAGGAGAGUCGCGGCAGUCUAGGGAAUGAGAGAAUGAGGAGCGCUCAACUUCAAGGCGGCAACAUAGCUGAGGAGAUGGACAGAAUCCAGAAGAUUCAAGAUUGUUCACCUGCUUAAGGGCUGCCUUCUGAGGUACAUUGCUUGGUAGCAGGCCAGGGAGUUAGGUGGUCAACUGAAUUGGAGUAAGAUUUUCCUUGUUGUUGACAAUGGCAUGGUGACCUCUUGCUGCUGAAUGAGAACUGCUUCCAAACCAAGCAUUGGGGAAAGCUGGAACCAGAAUUCUGGGAGACUGUUGCAUUGACACAUGGAACCCAGGGUUUAGCAAAACAAAGGUGGAUAUCACUGUACCACACUUAAACUCCAACAGUGUGCUUCUGGAUGUGUCCCUUUUAAAAUGGCACAUAGCUGGAUUUUUAAAAAUUUUAUACAAUCUGUUAACCUCUGCAUUUUAACGGAAAUUUUUUAUUAUCCUGUUUUCUUCUCCACACUACUGAUUGUGCAAGAUUGCAUCUCAAGUGAACUGGCUGGCAGCAGGGCAACUCUGGUAACUCUGCUGGUCUGAUUGCUUUGAAGAAAGAAGAGUAGAAGAAAAAAUAGAAUAAAUCAUGUCAGAGAUACUUGACCUCUCUUUUUUGUCUGAGGUGGAGAGGGAUUUGAUCCUCAGUGUUCUACAACGAGAUGAGGAGCUCCGGAAAGCAGAUGAGAAAAGGAUUAGGCGACUGAAGAAUGAGUUACUGGAGAUAAAAAGGAAAGGGGCCAAGAGGGGAAGCCAGCACUAUAGUGAUCGGACCUGUGCUCGGUGCCAGGAAAGCCUUGGCCGUUUGACUCCCAAGACCAACACUUGUCGGGGCUGUAAUCAUCUGGUAUGUCGGGACUGCAGAAUCCAGGAAAGCAAUGGUACCUGGAGGUGCAAGGUGUGCGCCAAGGAAAUAGAGCUGAAGAAGGCAACUGGUGACUGGUUUUAUGACCAGAAACUGAAUCGCUUUGCUUACCACACAGGCAGUGAGAUAAUUAGGAUGUCCCUGCACCGUAAACCCUCAGUGAAUAAAAGAGAGACAGUGGGACAGUCCCUUCUUCAUCAGUCACAGAUGGAUGAUAUCUGGCCAGGAAGAAAGAUCAUUCAGGAGCAACAGAAGGAGCCCAGCGUGCCAUUUGAAGUGCCCAAGCUGAAAAGUGGAAAGAGUGCACUGGAGACUGAGAAUGAGAGUCUGGAUAGCUACACUGCUGACUCGGAUAGCAUGUCAAGGAGAGACUCUCUGGAUAAAUCUGGACUCUUUCCAGAAUGGAAGAAGAUGUCUGCACCCACAUCUCAAGUAGAAAAGGAAACUCAGCCUGGGGGUCAAAAUGCAGUAUCAAUUGAUGAGGGUGAAAUGAUAUUUAAGAAGAACACCAGAAAAAUCUUCAGGCCUUCAGAAUACACUAAAUCUGUUAUUGAUCUUCACCCGGAAGAUGUGGGACAUGAAAGUGGUUCCUUGGGAGACAGAAGCAAAUCUGUCCCAGGCCUCAGUGUAGAUAUGGAAGAGGAAGAGGAAGAAGAAGACAUUGACCAUCUGGUGAAGCUGCAUCGCCAGAAGCUAGCCAGAAGCAGCAUGCGAAGUGGUUCGUCCAUGAGUACAAUUGGCAGCAUGAUGAGUAUCUAUAGUGAAGCUGGCGAUUUUGGAAACAUCCUUGUGACCGGCAAGAUCGCCUUUUCUCUCAAGUAUGAGCAGCAAACACAGACUCUGGUCAUCCAUGUGAAGGAGUGCCACCAGCUGGCCUGUGCUGAUGAAGCCAAGAAGCGCUCUAACCCAUAUGUAAAGACUUAUCUUCUGCCUGACAAGUCCCGCCAAGGAAAAAGAAAAACCAGCAUCAAGCGGGACACUAUCAAUCCGCUAUAUGAUGAGACCCUCAGAUAUGAGAUCCCAGAAUCUCUCCUGGCUCAGAGGACUUUGCAAUUCUCAGUUUGGCAUCAUGGUCGUUUUGGCAGAAACACUUUCCUUGGAGAGGCAGAGGUCCAGAUGGAUUCCUGGAAACUUGAUAAGAAACUGGAUCAUUGCUUGCCUUUACAUGGGAAGAUCAGUGCUGAGUCCCCGACUGGCUUGCCAUCACACAAAGGCGAGUUGGUGGUUUCACUGAAAUACAUCCCCGCCUCCAAACUCCCUGUUGGAGGUGACCGGAAAAAGAGUAAAGGUGGGGAAGGGGGAGAGCUCCAGGUGUGGAUCAAAGAAGCCAAGAACCUGACGGCUGCCAAAUCAGGAGGGACUUCAGACAGCUUUGUCAAGGGAUACCUCCUUCCCAUGAGGAACAAGGCCAGUAAGCGUAAAACUCCUGUGAUGAAGAAGACUCUGAAUCCCCACUACAACCAUACAUUUGUCUACAAUGGCGUGAGGCUGGAAGAUCUACAACACAUGUGCCUGGAACUGACUGUGUGGGACCGCGAGCCCAUGGCCAGCAAUGACUUCCUGGGAGGGGUCAGGCUGGGUGUUGGCACUGGGAUCAGUAAUGGGGAAGUGGUAGACUGGAUGGACUCGACUGGGGAAGAAGUGAGCCUGUGGCAGAAGAUGCGACAGUACCCAGGGUCUUGGGCGGAAGGGACUUUGCACCUCCGUUCCUCGAUGGCCAAGCAGAAGCUGGGCUUAUGAGCCCCUGUCCUUCUAUGCAGGUCUUGUCCUGUCCAGGGCAAGUCAGAGGAAGCGAAGAAACCAAGAGCAAAGAUUUAUAUUUAGUGUAUGUAUGUGUGUGUGUGCAUGUGUGUUAUGUAUGUGUGUGUAAUAAACAUAUAUUUCUACAAAUCUCAUUAUGUUAGAGUGAUGAAAGUUUGUUCCUCUUUUUAAAGCAGGCUCAAGAAUAAGGGUCUGUUUAAAAUGUUUUCAUUUGUGCAUAAUCUAGUAUAUUUCCAGAGUCCAUUCUUUUAUCUUUAUGAUGUUUAAUUAGCUUAAAAAUCCUUUAAAACAAGUUUUUAUCUCCUGUCUUGCAAUUCUUUUCCUACUUCCCCAGGAAGCCCUGUCUACCUUUGGCAUUUGUAUAGGUCUGAGGCCAGGGCUCUGGGAAGCAGGGUUGGGUUACUAAAGACAGGAGAAGAUGGGAGAGAGGUGAGUAGGUCUGCCCUUUCCUUUCCAAUUUAUGUUUUGAACUCUAUUUUUACCUUGAUAUAUUUCUGGAACUUGGUUUUUAACUCUUAUUGUUUUUAAGCAAUUUCCAUAUUACUUUGGUCUAAUUGUUUUCUUUUAAAUGCUAAGAAAAUUCCUGUUUCUUCAAGCUCCAUACACCUUCCCUAGACCUUUAGGGGACCCUUAUAAUGGAGCUUCUUUAGAAAAACACUUUAAUUAGAUAGUGGCCUUUUGACUGAAUCAUGGACAUGUCCACAAUGGCUUCUCAGUGGUCUCAUAGGACCAGAGGGACUGACAGUGAAAUGUCUCCCAGCCCAUGCUGGAUCUUUGCAUUUUAUACAGAUACAGCUCUUGUUGGACAGCUCCUCAUUUCUCUAAUAAAAGACAAGAUAUCGUCACUCUCAUAUACCACAUCUUUCUUAGCAUUUGUGUCUGCAGUGUGGUACCACACAGAAUAUGAUGGACAUACCAUUACACCAGCCAGAAUAGCCAAGUACUGUCUAAAUUGGCCCAGUGUUUCUCCAGACUGGGCACGGUUAGGGCUCCAAGAGAAUAUGUUCAGAGAAUCUCCCAGUUAUUCUGACUUCCUUUGUGAAGUGGUUUCACUUUCUAUUUUUUCUGUUGUUUCCUAUACUUGACCUAGAUGUAACAUGGGUGUGGUGUGCUGAGACCUUUCUAAGAAGGGUCUGGUGAUCUAAGGUUCAUUUUCUGAAACUCACUGUACCAAACUGACCUUGUUAUUCUUGCAACAGUAUCUACACAGAGUUGUUUGUAAAAGGAGUGUAUACUGGAGAAGAAAUCCCUUUUGGUAGAGUCUGCUAGCUGACUCUCCUAUAAGGCCACUGGACUAGGGGUGGCUGCAGUGGUUUCUAUUGUACAUGUGAACUGAAUAGAGGAGUGUUUUUAAAAGGUUUGGUGUGGGUGUGGAUUAAUAUUGUAACAGAAAGCAUCAUUUGGGAUCCUGGGCUGUAACUUGCUCCUUUGUUCUCUACCCCCUGAAAUGUAUGUGUGCUUCAAUAAAGCUUUUUCA
Prionailurus viverrinus (fishing cat) is the source of this 4333-nucleotide messenger RNA. RefSeq names its product synaptotagmin like 4 (gene SYTL4). NCBI's taxonomy places the organism in Eukaryota, Metazoa, Chordata, Mammalia, Carnivora, Felidae. Gene Ontology annotation, cellular component: plasma membrane; exocytic vesicle. The record is from RefSeq and is a predicted model, not a curated record. Gene Ontology annotation, molecular function: small GTPase binding; phospholipid binding; neurexin family protein binding. Gene Ontology annotation, biological process: exocytosis; intracellular protein transport. The transcript has 22 exons. Bases 820 to 2835 code for a protein of 671 amino acids.